UUAGCUAAAUAUAGAAUUCACAACAAACACACGUUGUUUACAGUUUUAGUUAGUCAUUUUAUUUUGUGGGCUCAACUCAUGAACAGAACUAAAAUUUUGCUUACUUUGUCGUAAUGACCACGUUAAUUUGUUUUAAACAAUUAGCUGUAAAGCCGCAAUAAUAAUAAAAGAGUCUCAUUUGUUCUAUUAUCGCACAAAUCUGUUAUAAAUAUAAAUUUUAUAAUAAUAAAUGCCUAAAUUUGACGAGGUCACGCACGAGAAAAGUGCUAAGUUAGUUCGUUUUUCCAAUGGGACAUUAAAUAAUGAUGACAAACGUCAUUUAAUAUUAAAGCAAUAUUCAUGCACUGGAGCUGCAAAAACUCGUGUUACACAACCAAACAAGCAUAUAGUUACUGCUGAAAUUAAUAGCAGAGUUUAUGUUGGCAGAGAUUAUGGAGAUACUAAUAGAUACCCAACUGAAGUUUGCGACUAUUAUCUUGGUGUUCACAACAAGAAAACUGGAAAAGUGAAAGUGAUGCCAGCUCAAUUGAUUCAGCUUGACCCAAUAGUUGAAGACAAACAAGCUGCAGAUGAAGUGGAUAUGUCACAAAAAAAUUACAGACAAAAGUUGGAUGCGCUAACAAAAGAGUUUGGCUCCGGCCGUAGCCAAAGGGCUGUCAAUAAACGUGAGAGGAACCAGCUGGAUGACGAGAUGGUAUUGAAAACCACAGACUCUGUUGUAAGCAAUGCUAAAGUUGAGGUGGAAAACAAACCUGAAAGUGAGGCCCCAGUGUCAGAGGUUUCUUCCAUCCCACCGUACAACAAAGAUGCUACAUCACCAGAACAAGUGUACAAUAUGGAUGACAUUAUUCCCCCUCCAGUUCUUUCAUCCUUGACUUAUUAUUCUCAAGUUUUUGUUCAGUCUACCAGGGAUGACUUGAGUAAAUGGCACAGUGAGAACAAGUAUUUUUCAAUAGUAUUGCUGUUUUUGGAGAAAUUAUCCCUGCUAGAGAACACAAGAUUGUUACAGAGCCAGUACCUUGUGUACUUGCAGUGUCUGAUGCAGACAUUUCUGAUGAAAGGAAAUGAGUUGAGAUCUAAAUUCCCUCUACCCAAGGACUGGCCAGCACCUUUAAAAACUCACAUACUCACCACCUUCACUCUAGAGAUCAAUGAACCUGGGCGAAAAUUUCAAAGGUGUGUGCCAUCAAGAAUGAAGGAUCUACUCUUGUCCCACAUCAUAGUUGUAGCCCUCACACUCUUCAAGUUCAACUUAUCGCUGGAUUCACUGCUCAAAGACCUCAGUAUCUCACAAAGAAGACUGGCUCUGCACAUGCGCAGUUUAGGUUGCACUGUGAAGAAGACAAAGGGUCUGAAUGAGAGCUAUGUGGCUGUGUUGACUGUUCCUCUCAAGUUCCCUGAGAUCAGAGCCAAGGCAGAUAAGAAAAGAAUUUUUUAGUGUAGGAUGGUGAAGGAAGCAGACAAAGCUCUUAUUGUAUUUAGACUCUUAGAUUUGUAAUGACACAAUGUUGUUUUGUUGAGAUGCUUUGUGAAAUGUAUACAGCCUGUGUUUUGACUGGGCUUAAAACAAAUAAAUAUUGGA
Physella acuta is the source of this 1582-nucleotide messenger RNA. Its product is annotated as DNA-directed RNA polymerase I subunit RPA49. The record is from RefSeq and is a predicted model, not a curated record. Gene Ontology annotation, molecular function: DNA binding. Gene Ontology annotation, biological process: DNA-templated transcription. NCBI's taxonomy places the organism in Eukaryota, Metazoa, Mollusca, Gastropoda, Physidae.